This is a messenger RNA of Polyodon spathula (Mississippi paddlefish), 2553 nucleotides long. Its product is annotated as tRNA methyltransferase 10 homolog C-like. Gene Ontology annotation, cellular component: nucleus; mitochondrion; nucleoplasm. The transcript has 2 exons. Gene Ontology annotation, molecular function: tRNA binding. NCBI's taxonomy places the organism in Eukaryota, Metazoa, Chordata, Actinopteri, Acipenseriformes, Polyodontidae. Bases 108 to 1478 code for a protein of 456 amino acids. Gene Ontology annotation, biological process: positive regulation of mitochondrial translation; mitochondrial tRNA 5'-end processing. The record is from RefSeq and is a predicted model, not a curated record.
AUUAUGACCUUUUCGUGGAGCUGACAGCAUGGAUGCAGCAAGUCAUCAGUAUUCCGAAUAAGUGUAAUCUACCAAACAAAGCUCUUUGAUUUCAGAACAGUUGUACUAUGAGGUUCCUAAACACGCAUCUCGUGAACAUUCUCAGGAGGCAGUGCAUUAAACAGACACCAGUCCUCGCGCAGAGGGAGCGGAGCUGGCUGAUGAUGCACUGCCUCAAAUCCCUGCUGUUGCCUUCUUCACUUCCCUGCCGUGCUCUGUCCACAGCCCAUUGUUUGAGGAAAGAAACCUCCCAGCCAAGCACUGAGAAACUGGACCUGGAUCUCUGGAAAUCAGUGAUGAAGUCUGGAGGCAACAGCGCAGCAGUGACAGAAGCAGAGGAAACCGUGGAAGCCUCCCCUCUGGGUGCAAUGCGGGAGCUGGUGGAGAUGUGGCGACAGGCUGGCAAGCUGGUCCCAGAAAACAUGACGAAGGAGGAGCUGCAGACUCUGGAGGAACUGUCUACCAAGUCAUCCAGAAAGAAGUACCUGAAGUACCUUGCCCUCAAAGAGGGCCACAAGAAGGCACGCAAAAAGAAGCAGGAGAAAAAGAAGCAGGAGAGAGCAGAGGAUGCUAAGGGUAGUGGGGAGGAUGAGGAAGAGGAGGGAAGCCGCAUGAAGAACACCUUCCUUCUCCAGUUCUGGCAGCGCUCCAUAGACACCCUCUACAGCUGGAGGGCGGCCCAGGCCAUGCAGUUCGGACAAUCUCUGGUGUUCGACAUGAGCUACGACCGCUAUAUGACCCGCAGAGAGAUCGAGAACACAGUCUCCCAGCUCAUGGAGUGCGAAGGCUGGAACCGGAGGGCCCUGGACCCUUUCCACCUCCACUUCUGCAACUUGAAGGUGGAGGCCGCCUAUCACAAGGAACUUAUCAAACGCUACAGCGGGGCCUGGGACAGACUGCUUGUGAGCGUCACAGACCAGCCACACCAGGAAGUGUUUCCUAGGGAAAAGCUGGUCUACCUGACAGCAGACUCGCCCCACGUGCUAAAGACUUUCGACCAUGAUAAGGUCUACAUUGUAGGCGCUAUGGUGGAUAAGUCCAUCCAGACUGGCCUUUCCCUGGCUAAUGCUAAGCGGCUCAAUCUAGCCACUGCCCGGCUCCCAUUGGACGAGUACCUACACUGGGAUUCGGGGGCCAAAAAUCUGACCCUGGACCAGGUGAUUCGUAUUCUACUGACGAUCAAAGACACCGGAAGCUGGGAGAAGGCUCUGCGCUUUGUUCCCAGUAGGAAACACGAAGGGUUUAACCAGCUGCAGCAAAGUCAACACAAGCACUGGGGGAAAGCGGAGGCCCGCAGGGACAACAGCAGAACACAAGGUGCUUUCGUCAGGCAUCAGACCUUUAAUCCCAGAAUGCAACAGACACGCCUUAAGGACAGCAGGUCAGGGGAAACUGCUGACAAAUCCAAGGGGAAGAACUGGUGGGAAGAGGAAGACUGAACUUAAUAAGUUUGCUGAACUGUUGCAUUUCAAAGCAAGAUAUACAUGUUGGCCAAAAUGAUUAGAUGCAUAAAUAAAUGUUAACGAUUUGAACGAUUUGGAAUUGUAUAUUUCCAUCAAUGGGAAGUAUCCAGGUUUUUGAGAAAUAUGCCUCCUCAUCGAAUCAGUUCACUAUUGAUGACUUCACAGGUUUUCCAGGCAAUAAACAGUUUUCUUUUCAUUUGCUAUCGGGACUCCCCUUCCUGGAUUAAGUGUUGAUUGUUUUAUUAAAAAUUGUUCCACAGUUUUCAAUAGACUAUAUGCUAACUUAUGUUCCAGUUCCAAAGUGUGCACCCUAAGUAGUUUAUACAAAAGCUGAAUAAAACUCUGGGAUAUAAUGUUGACAAUGCAUAAAGAACAAAAUAAAAACUUCAGUAUAUUUUGAACACCAACAAAAACAUAUCCUUGCAUAAAUAAAGAUAACUUUCUCUUUCCAAGAAAACCUAUUCUAUUAUUGUCUUGGUAAGUGGUCUUGAACUGUUGAUACAUUGUCAUUUGAACAUUGUGGGUACAUCACAGUGUACAUUUCAGGAAUUGGCUCACCUGUCAGCAUUCUCAGGCAGAAAACCUCACAAUUUCCUUACAGAACAUACAGAAGGUAUCAAAAUAGUACAGAUUGUGUCCCGUGACAAACCAAUGUAACGCCCAUGGCUAACAUUCAAAUUGUUCUAUGAUUAAAGCAAAUUAUUUUGAUUGAGGACAUCCUCAAAAUUACAUUUGCAGUUGUAAACACUUGUGGCAUUGUAAAGUUUCAGUGGAACCGUAAUUUGCAUAUAGUCAUUGUAAAAAUAAGCCUUGCUCUGCUACAGUAGUCUACUGUUUUCUAUUCUGUGCACCAUAGAUUAUUGGAGUUCCAUUUUAUUAUUCCUUGAUAGUAAUUUCAAUUGCACAUACACAAGUUUUUAUCUUGCCUUCUGUCACCAUGAACUAAACAGGCCUCAAUCUGCUCCUACCUGUAGGCUCUGCUGUAGCCCAGGGGGUACAAAUCAUUAAAGUACUUCAUUUUCACCCCCAAAUUGCCUUUUUUCUUUUGCUG